Paracoccidioides lutzii Pb01 is the source of this 597-nucleotide messenger RNA. RefSeq lists its product as hypothetical. The record is from RefSeq and is a predicted model, not a curated record. Bases 1 to 597 code for a protein of 198 amino acids. The transcript is spliced from 2 exons.
AUGCUGUUCACUGCGAACACCCCGGCCCUUAACCUCCCAACUACUCUGGUCUUACUCCCCAUUCCUGAUAUUCACCCUUUCGGAGAAGCCCUCUUCCUUUCCUACUCUCCCCCAUUAGUGUUGGGAGACCUAUUCGCUUCCGCUAGCCUUCAACAAAAAUCCCUAACCAUGUCCUUUCCCAAUCAUCUUCCCGCCGAUUCCUACGAGGGCACGAUCGAUGGCAUUACCGUCAAAUGGGGCCCUAACGCAAUUACCAACCUGCCUGACAAUGCCAAAGUAUUCAAAGUGGAUCAGGCCGCCUUGAAAGAUGCCACUGAGCAGGUGGCUUAUGCGAGUGCUAAACGACUUGGGAAAACCGGAGUUCGCAUCAUGGGUUCGUUUCAUAACACGACGACCGUCACCGCAACCGGUGAGAAACUACCAGACGAGUGUCAUUGCUCGAUUUCGAUGACCCCAGGUCAAGCCAAGGUCCAUAUUUACGUUGAUCUCACCGAUGGGGUAGCGCUCCACGACAUGGAAGUGCUAGGAGAAAGCGUAAUUCUGCGCGGCAAGUCUACCCCGGACCCAACUCUGUCCAUAGGCAUCUAUCCUUCAUAG